Molecule: messenger RNA, 4467 nt
Organism: Carassius auratus (goldfish)
Lineage: Eukaryota; Metazoa; Chordata; Actinopteri; Cypriniformes; Cyprinidae
Product: NACHT, LRR and PYD domains-containing protein 12-like
Exons: 12
Coding region: 140-3484 (1114 amino acids)
Molecular function (GO): protein binding
Source: RefSeq, a predicted model, not a curated record
GUCAGUAAUUCUUCUGAUUCUUAUGUCCUUUCCUGAAAAUAAACAGUUAGCAGAAUUUCAGAGCUGCUGUUUAAUGGUUUCAGAGGAGUAAAUAGAAAGUUCUGCAAAUAUAAUUUGAGAAGUGAGUCAGUGACAGAAGAUGACAUCAGAGCAGAUUUGGGAUACACCGGAUGAGGAUCAAAACAGAAACGUCUUUUACAGAUGCUGUUGCUGUUACAGAGGAUCUAAACAGAAGCAUGGAAAAAAACAUGUACACUCUGAUUCAGUCCCGAUGAAAAAUGACCAGAAUGGAGACACCCAGUAUAUAGAAGCUGAAACAAGUGCAAGUGUGCAUGCUCCUUUUUUGACUAAAAACAAUAUUCAAACAGUAAACUUUUAUGGCUCAAAUCCUGCAGGAAAUGAUCAACAGAAAUCUUUAGUGACAGCAGAGGAACAGUUGGAAAAUCAAGAGGUUUUGAGGCUGCAACAAUUCUUGGUAACUCACAAAACCAACAUGAAGAAGAAAGUAGAACAUAUUUUUGAGUGCAAGAAAGAAAAUGAAGCAUGUCUCGAAGCUGUUUACACAGAACUGUUCAUCACAGAGGGAGAUAUGAAAGAUGUCAAUCAGGAACAUGAGCUUCAUAAAAAUGCUCUAAAGACCCAGAAAUCACAAGACACGCCAAUCAACUGCAAUGAUAUAUUUACAUUAUUAAGAAGAAAAUGUGAGAAAAAGAUUGUGCUGACUAAGGGCAUUGCUGGCAUUGGAAAAACUGUGUCUGUGUAUAAGUUCAUCAUGGACUGGGCUGAAGGAAAAGCCAAUCAGGAUAUAGACUGUGUGUUCAUGCUUCCAUUCCGUGAGAUUAACAGCAUUAAAGACAGAGAGGUCAAUCUUCAUGAGUUCUUACAGGUAUUUUAUAAUGAAUUGAAGGACCUGGCAAAAUCAAAGUUAUAUACAGACUCUAAACUUGCAUUUAUAUUUGAUGGACUUGACGAGAGUCGACUGCCUUUGAAUUUUGAAAGCAGAGUAUUGAGCAGUGUUCAGGAAAAGUCAUCUGUAGAUAUGCUAUUUAUAAAUCUUGUCAAAGGGUAUCUGCUACCAUCAGCUCUUGUGUGGGUGACCUCACGACCAGCAGCAGCCAAUCAGAUUCAUCCUCAAUAUGUGGGUUUGUUUACAGAGGUGAGAGGAUUCACUGAUCAACAAAAGGAGGAGUACUUCAGAAAGAGAAUCACAGAUGAGACUCAGGCCUCCAGAAUCAUCUCACACAUUAAGACAUCUCGUAGUCUCUACAUAAUGUGCCACAUUCCUGUGUUCUGCUGGAUCACAGCCACAGUACUUCAGGAUAUUCCCAUUGAGGACAAUAUGGAGAACAUCUGCACAACACUCACUGAAAUGUACAUUCACUUCCUGUUGAUACAGGUGAACAUUAAGAAUCAGAAGUAUGACAAAAAAGAAGAAAGACAACGUACAAAACAUUUACAAUCAAAUAGCCCAAUGAUUUUGAAUUUAGCCAAGCUGGCAUUUGAACAGCUGAUGAAGGAACAAAUUGUGUUCUAUGAGGAAGAUCUGGAAGAAUGUGGUAUUGAGGUGAAUGUAGACACUGAGUUCACAGGAAUGAUCACUGAGAUCUUUAAGAAGGAAAAGGGACUUCAUGAGAUAAAGGUCUUCUGCUUUGUGCAUUUGAGUGUUCAAGAGUUCCUCGCUGCAGUGCAUGUUAUCAUCUGUUACAUGAACAAGAACAUGCAGGAGCUUCAGCAUUUCUUUGAUGAGACAACACAAAAUUACACUUUGCAGGAGCUACUACAGAAGGCCAUUGAGAAAGCCAUGAUGAGUCAGAGAGGACAUCUGGACCUGUUCCUACGGUUUCUGAUGGGCAUUUCACUGAUAUCUAACCAAACCCUGCUCAAAGGCCUGAUCAACCGCACUGAAGACACCACAGAAAGCAUCACAAAAACAGCUGAAUACAUUAAAAAAGUCCAAAGCGAAUACAGUAUCUCAGAUGAGACUUCUGUCAACCUAUUUUUCUGUUUACUUGAGCUCAAGGAUCAUUCAUUAUAUGAGGAAAUCCAGAGUUAUCUCAGUUCAGAUGCACAUCCAGGAAGAGAACUUUCAUCUUCAAUGUGCACAGUGCUGAUCUACAUACUGCUGAUGUCAGAGAAGGUGCUGGAUGAGUUCAGUCCAAAGAGGUUCACAUCAUACCAAGCAGACUACAAGAGACUCAUUCCAGCUGUGAGAUGCUGCAAAAAGGCAUUAUUUGACAACUGUGGAUUUGAUGAAACUUGCUGUGAAACUCUGUCUUCUGCUCUUCAAUCAUCAAACUCCCAUCUAACUGACCUGGAUCUGAGUACCAAUUACCUGCAGGAUUCAGGAGCGAAGCUGCUAUAUGAAGGACUGAAGAUUUCACACUGUAAACUGAAGAUACUGAGGCUGUGUGGAUGUUAUCUCACUGACCAAUCCUGUGAAAGUUUAUCUUUAGCUCUACAAUCCUCUGUCCUGAGAGAGCUUGACCUGAGUAACAAUAACCUGCAGGAUUUGGGAGUGAAGCUGCUUUCUGAUGGACUGAAAAGUCCAAACUGUCAGCUAGAGAUACUGAGAUUUUCCAUUUGUAAUCUCACUGCUCACUCUUGUGAGAGUUUGUCAUCAGUUUUACAAUCAUCAAAAAACAUCCUGAGUGAACUGGAUCUGAGUAACAAUGACCUGCAGGAUUCAGGAGUGAAGCUUCUUUCUGAAGGCCUGAAGAAUCCAAACUGUCGGCUGGAGAUACUGAGGUUGUCUGGCUGUAUGGUGACAGAGGAAGGCUAUGGUUUUGUGUAUUCAGCAUUGAAUUCCAACCCCUUAUAUCUGAAAGAGCUGGAUCUGAGCUACAAUCACCCAGGAAAUUCAGGAGUGAAGCCGUUUUCUAAAAAACUGGAGGAUCAAAACUGCAAACUCAAUGUUGAUCAUGAAGGAGAAUUCAGGAUUACAACAGGACUAAAGAAAUAUGCCUGUGAUCUCACACUGGAUCCAAACACAGCAAACAAUCAACUCAUUCUGUCUGAGGAGAACAAAAGGGUGACAUGUUGGGAAAAUAAACAGGAGUAUCCUGAUCAUCAAGACAGAUUUACUUUUUAUCCUCAGGUGUUGUGUAGAGAGAGUGUGUGUGGACGCUGUUACUGGGAGAUUGAGUGGAGUGGAGAUAAUGGUGUGUAUAUAUCGGUGUCAUAUAAGAGCAUCAGCAGGGAGGGAAACGUCGAUGAAUGUUGGUUUGGAUGUAAUGAUCAUUCCUGGAGUUUAAUCUGCCUCCCUAUCAGAUACUCAUUCAGACACAAUAAGAUAGUGACUUGUCUCCCUGUAGAGCCUAUCAUUGGCAGUAGAAUAGGUGUGUAUGUGGAUCACAGUGCAGGAACUCUGUCCUUCUACAGCGUCUCUGACACAAUGAGCCUCAUCCACACAAUCCAGACCACAUUCACUCAGCCACUCUAUCCUGGGUUUAAGGUUUAUAAUAAUUCAUCAGUGAAGCUGUAUUGAUGAAUCAGAAUGAGAGAUUCUACCCAUAAUGCUUUGAGCUGCAUGAUAAAUCAGUAACAGUGACAUGUUAUGGUAUCUUCUUUUUUCUUCAUUAAAUUAAUGCUGCAGCUGAACUUCUGUAGUGAAAUUAAAAAAAAAAAAGAAUAAAAUGUGUGUAAUAAAUCCUCAUAUAAAACAGUAAGACCUCUAUGAGUGUGUGGGAAAGAGAGAGCAGGAUGAUGAUAUUACGGCGUUGUUUGGAGGAGCUAGGCCACUAUAAAAGACUCUUGAUUUAAGUGAAAGGUGAAAAAUAAGGAAGUCCGGGAACAACUGGAGGCAGCAGUGAGGGAAGUAAGUGAUCAUCAGUGGAGGAUCAGAGGAUCUUCAAAUGCAAAUUCUGUUUGUGUUGCUUCAAGACAGCAGCCAUACAUUUGUGUUGUUCUUUACUUUCUUUCUUUUAUAUUCUUUCACUCAUUUACAUUAUUAUUGUUUUUAAUAUUGUUUUUCCAUUGUUGUUUAUUCUUAUGACAUGUUUCUCAAGCGAUGUUUGUCUUCAUGAAUGAACGAUAAAAGGGUAAUGAUUAUGGAAAUGCAAUGUUUAUGGGAUACUGUUUGUUGCUACUGAUUGUUGAAUAAUAACUCUUGCUGGAUAAAAUAACUUUUGGAUAUCAGACAAAACACUGGUUAUGGGUAUUCAAUAACUCUGGUGACAAGUUAUCUUGCAAGUUAUGUUGUCUAUUACCAGACAAAACUUAUAUUUUCUGACAGGAUCUGGUCUCCAAGGCUGGAUCUGAUAUUUCUGGCAUGGAGGUGUGAUCUAAAAGAAUACAUAUAAUACAUACAAACAUAAAGCCACACAUAAAGUUUGAAUAUUUCACAACCCUAAAUGAGAAAUACAUUUUUAUAAAUUAGUAAUUCCACAUGAAGAGUAAAUGACCAGCCACAUAUUUGAUUUGCUGGUUGAACACAGAAUCUGAUUGUUUUCAAGUGUUUGUAACUGCAUA